Molecule: messenger RNA, 2037 nt
Organism: Lachancea sp. 'fantastica'
Lineage: Eukaryota; Fungi; Ascomycota; Saccharomycetes; Saccharomycetales; Saccharomycetaceae
Source: the annotation of a GenBank genome assembly
AUGAUUCACGGUCAGUACCAAGAGGAGACCAAUGAGUCUGACACGAAAACUCGGGUUCAACCCAGAGCUCGAAGAAUGUCUUUUGGCCGUAAAGCGGGCCAGAGAGCCGCUCAGAAAAUGAACAUGGCCCUCGAAGACGGCGACGAGACCGCCGAUAACUCUGAUUUUGACACAGGCUCGUCGCCUGUGAAAGAAGAACGGCAUGUGUAUCGUUAUGGAAAUGAGGAAAGAGCGAUCGACACACAAGACAACGAAAGUCCAAAUCCACACUUCGAUAAACGCAAGGUCAAAAUUGCACCGCGUUCAACGCUGCAAUUCAAAAUAGGGCCAAAAUUCGAAGAAUCUGCAUCUUAUUGUCAAAUUGUGUGCUCAGCAACCCAGGUACCAGUGAAAUUUACUUUGUCACCGCGAAUUGACCGUGGUUUUGACCAAUACGAUGAUCAAUGGAUCGGUUACAAACGUAACUAUUUUACGCUGGUUACGUCUUUCGAAGUUGUGGGCGUAAAAAGUGAAGAGUUUCUGCUCAAAUCAUACCAGGCCACCGGCAUUCUCGGUAGCACUAAAGCCAUCGAGGUCAAGUACUUUGCAGUACGACUUGUGGCAACAUGCAGCGAAGAUGAUUCACCUGUGACACUUGUCCAGCAUACUGCAAAGCGCGAUAAAGGACCUCAAUUUGAGCCGCCAAUUCUGCCACUUGUUCCCGCCCCAUUACCAACGCAUCAAGUUAUUCGGGAAGCGUCAAAUGUGAGAAAUGAAGCUAAGAUGAAAAAAUACGAUCAUCUCUUUUACUUAAGCCGGAGCCCUGAUCGUUCUAGUUCGUCUCGGAAAGAGGUCAUAUCAACGUACCCUGAAAACCGCAUAAGAAAAGUGGCGCGCUACGAAAGAGUUCAAUUCUCUUCAUCAAUCAACGCCAAAAAAAGCGCUAACCAAACAAAGCAUUUUCAGCUAAGAGUCAUUCUCGGCUGUGUCAUUGACGAGACGCGCCUGCAUCCUCAGUUUUUCCAGAAGUUUGAGGGAAAGGCAUGUUUUUUGGACAGCAAUACAUGCAUAUUUGUUCCAAUCACUGAAAUGAUAAGCCCACCUUUAGUUAUCCGCGGAAGAUCUCCAUCCAACUACUACGGCGCAAAUGCAGAAGCUACGGAGGAUAAUAAAACGAAGUUUACGACAGCUCCUGGGCCGCAUCACCAAAAUUCCAAAUUAGGCUCCUCUACAGCCACGAAGCCCAGCUUCAAGUUUUGCGGGCCCGUAAACUCAAUACAGGCACAUGAACGCAUGUUGAGCGAUAUCACCAACAGGGGAGAUGGUGCGGCACCGAAUUCGAACUUCAAAUCUCGAUUGACUUGUCCGUCAAUCGCCCGUCCUCGUGUGAAGGUUGACUUGCAAACCAUGUCCUGCAUUGAGGCCUUGAUGCUAGAGCGGUCUGCUUCUUGUAUGGAUGACGGAGCACUCAGAAAAGAUCUGGACAAAUAUCCUAAGAUAUUGAGAGAUUAUGGUCAGAAUCCGCCAGGUAUUGGAAUGAAAGACAUCGAAUUGGGACCAUUGGUGAGGUUAGCCUCAUCGCACAGCGAUCACGAUUUAGGGUUCACCCACGAAGCCUUUCACUUGGGGAUGGGAUCGCUCGGGCCGUCAAGUCUUCCGAUCCAACACGGCAAUACAGCGGAAGUACCUGUGGAGAAGAAAAGAAAGCUCCACAAUAAGUCGUCUCUUAAUAGAGCCAAUUAUUCAGAGGAUUCGGCCAAUACUGAAGUCGGGGAUCUUACUGAAACCGCGUAUGUCGAGCCAUACUCGCCUAACGAAGGCGGGGCUGCAAAGCGGCCUAAAAGCUUGAUUGUUUCACGAGCUGGUGUCAGAGCUAAUCCGAUGGAUAUCUCCUUCUGCCUGAAUUUUGGCACGGAUCAAAGCGCUUGCGUCUUGUAUCGGCCCAACACAUCACUUAAAGCGCCAUUAUCAAGACAUAUGCUGACUUCUAGCGCAAAGCCUUCGGAGGUUUUUGGCACGAAUGAAUCCUUCGAUGAACCCAGCUUCUACAAACAUUGA